AUGACAAAAAAUAUUUUGAUUUUAGCUGGCGAUUUUGUAGAAGAUUACGAAAUCAUGGUUCCAUUCUAAUCUCUUCUUUUAUUAGGUUUUUAGGUCCACGUUGUUUGCCCUGAUAAAAAGUCUGGAGAUAAAGUAAAAACUGCAAUCCACGACUUUGAAGGAGAUUAAACUUAUACUGAAAAGCCAGGACAUAAUUUCGCCUUAAAUUACACUUUUGAUGAAGUAAAACCUGAAAAUUACCAUGGAUUAGUUUUACCUGGUGGAAGAGCUCCUGAAUAUUUAAGAUUAAAUUAAAAAGUUCUUCAAAUCACCUAGCAUUUUGUUGAUACCAAAAAACCAAUCUUAUCUAUAUGUCAUGGUAUUUAAAUUUUAACAGCUCUUAAAGGUUCUUUAACUGGCCACAAUGUAACUGCAUACUAUGCUUGCCAAACUGAAGUUGAACUUGCAGGAGGUAAAUAUUAAAAUGUUGCUGCAGAUUAGGCUGUUACUGAUCACAACAUUGUUUCUACACCUGCUUGGCCUGGACACCAAGAAUCAAUCAAGGCUUUUGCUGCUUUACUUGGUGUAAAAAUUACUCAUAGUUGA
Messenger RNA from Tetrahymena thermophila SB210, 585 nucleotides. RefSeq names its product PfpI family intracellular protease. The record is from RefSeq and is a predicted model, not a curated record. NCBI's taxonomy places the organism in Eukaryota, Ciliophora, Oligohymenophorea, Hymenostomatida, Tetrahymenidae. The transcript has a single exon.